AUGGCGGCGCCCGCUCAGUUCAUUAAUUAUGUGGCUGCAGAACAGCUUGCUAGGUCGUUCGAUGUUGCAGCGGCGAUGCUAUUGGUAUACGACUGCUCACUGACGUUGGGGAUGGAGAUUGAGUUUGUGUGGUCAUCGCCAUGGGGGUUUAUGACAGGGCUUUAUAUCGUUCAGCGAUAUUUGCCUUUCUGUGACGCGAUUUUUCUCUGGCUGCCUCCCCAAUUGGCGGUAAAUAUCGACCCAGGUGGCUGCCAUAUUGUUGAUACGAUACGAGGAUGGUUGAUGAUUUUUGGCUGGAUAUUGUCCGAAUCAAUCUUGACUCUGCGCGUAUGGGCAGUAUGGAAACGAGAUCGGCACAUGGGUGUCUUUCUGAUAUCCCUAAUUACGCUUGCAACCGUGGCGGAGAUAUAUGUGACGGGAAUCUUCCUUCGCGACCUGCAAUUUAGUAUAAAGCCAUACCCAGAAUUUGUCGGUUGCUUUUUCACCAGUGCAAAUCACAUCGUGUACGUGAAUUGGGUUGUAUUCAUGAUUUACGAAGCUGUAAUACUGGUCUUGAUGAUAAUUCCUGGAAUUGCUUCCUAUCGGAGAGGAGGGAAUGCUGAUCUGCAUCACGUCAUAUAUAGCGAAGCAAAAGCCCUUUCAAUAGUCAACGUCGUAGUCGUGUGUACACUCUCUAGAGACUAUCUCGCCGUUAUUUCUAAUGUGGAACGCGUACUCCAUGCACUGUUGACGAGUAGGGUCGUGCUCCAUAUUCGACAAUACAUAAAAAGGCCUCAAUCAUCGUGUACUGAUGGUCUUACAGACCUACACGUCGACCUGGAUGCUAGCCAACCGAAAAACCGAUUGCAAAAACGAUGGAGAUUAUGA
Molecule: messenger RNA, 867 nt
Organism: Laccaria bicolor S238N-H82
Lineage: Eukaryota; Fungi; Basidiomycota; Agaricomycetes; Agaricales; Hydnangiaceae
Exons: 12
Coding region: 1-867 (288 amino acids)
Source: RefSeq, a predicted model, not a curated record